Molecule: messenger RNA, 1963 nt
Organism: Zea mays
Lineage: Eukaryota; Viridiplantae; Streptophyta; Magnoliopsida; Poales; Poaceae
Product: palmitoyltransferase ZDHHC9
Exons: 5
Coding region: 341-1636 (431 amino acids)
Biological process (GO): protein targeting to membrane; peptidyl-L-cysteine S-palmitoylation
Cellular component (GO): Golgi apparatus; endoplasmic reticulum
Molecular function (GO): protein-cysteine S-palmitoyltransferase activity
Source: RefSeq, marked validated
CGCGAGUGCUCGAGGACUUGCCUGCUCCGUUUUCUUUUCGCCCACAUCCGCCGUUUUGCCUCGCCGUUCUGCCGCGCCAUCGCAUCGUCCGCGCUCCUUCUCAUCGUUCUUCCCCCGGUACGGCUCGACGGCGGGCGUGGGCGCUGGAGUUGCGGCUCCGAGGCCGAGGCGCCGGGUGGUGCGUUGGGUGCGCUCGGUUCGGGAGAUCCCGGACUUUGCUGCUCGCGCGGUCAGACAGGGAGCGCCGGAGGAGGAGGAGGCUGUUCAAGUGCAAGCUGUGCUGAACUAAGGGUUCUGGCUUCGGACUCUGUGUACGCGCCGCGGCAGGAGGGAGCUGGAGAUGUACGGGCCGCCGUCCCGAGGCGGCGGGGGAGCCGGCGCUGCCGGAGAGCAGCCGAGGGUUUACCAAGUUUGGCAUGGAAGCAACGAGUUUUUCUUGCAAGGCCGGUUCAUAUUUGGACCUGAUGUGAGAUCCUUGUUUCUCACCAUAUUCCUUAUUCUUGCACCAGUGGUGGUCUUCUGCAUAUUUGUGGCCAGACAUCUUAUCAAUGACUUUCCUGAUCAUUGGGGAGUUUCAGUCAUGGUCAUAGUGAUUGUCUUCACAAUAUACGAUUUGACACUGCUCCUUCUUACCUCUGGUAGAGAUCCUGGUAUAGUGCCUCGUAACACCCAUCCUCCUGAACCUGAAGCUAUUGAUAUGAACAAUGAUGCUGGAAAUGGUCAGACACCACAACAGUUGCGGUUGCCACGGACAAAGGAUGUUAUCGUAAAUGGGACCAUUGUGAAAGUCAAGUACUGUGACACCUGCAUGCUGUACAGACCACCUCGAUGCUCACACUGUUCUAUCUGUAAUAACUGUGUGGAGCGCUUUGAUCACCACUGCCCUUGGGUUGGGCAGUGCAUAGGAUUGCGCAAUUAUCGGUUCUUCUAUAUGUUUGUAUUCUCUACAACAUUACUGUGUCUCUAUGUAUUUGGCUUCUGCUUUGUGUACAUUGUCAAGAUUAAAGACGCAGAGCAGUCGACGUUCUGGAAAGCAAUGUUAAAGACCCCAGCAUCAAUCGUUCUGAUCAUAUACUGCUUCAUCUGUGUGUGGUUUGUGGGUGGUCUGUCUGUCUUCCAUUUCUAUCUCAUGAGCACUAACCAGACAACCUAUGAGAACUUCAGAUACCGCUAUGAUCGGCGGGACAAUCCGUACAACAGAGGGACCGUGAACAACUUCAUGGAGAUAUUCUGCACCUCAGUCGCUCCUUCCAAAAACAAUUUCCGAGCUAGGGUCCCAGCAGAGCAAGGUUUACAGCAAGCACGUGCGCCAGCAAGGGGUUUCAUGAGCCCAAACAUGGGUAAACCUAUUGGGGAACUUGAAUUGGGCAGGAAGCCAAUAUCAUGGGAUGAACCUCGGUCAGCAGCUGAUAUCAGAGACUUGGAGGUUGGUCUAGGCAGCCUACUGGACGAGAAGGAAGGCAGGGUAGCCCAUGCAUCCCCGGACCUGAGCAGAGAAGCCCUUCCUGAGCUUGUGGAAGGGAGGGCUGGUACGCAUUCGAGGCGAUCAAGCUGGGGUCACAGAAGUGGGACCUCGGCCUCCAUGGAUAGCCUUGCUGCGCAAAUGGGGACCGCAGAAUCAAUGGGGCUCCAUUAGCAGUGUCCAUGGUACAACCAGUGGAGCUCACUAGCAAGCCGCUCCACGUCUUGAUGCGUCUCUUUGUGUAAACCUGCCUGAUACCACCAACUAAGAAGCAACCUUUGCGUGCUCUGUGCGCCUGUGCUUUUCACUCUACCUAGGAUAUACGUCUGCAGCGUUUUCUUUACUCAGCGCCCUGGGAGAGCGCAUCAGUUCUUCUGAUGUGCUUCCCGUUUGGUGUCCUAAGCAAAAAUAACAGAAGUGCCAUUUAACUCCUUAUUAGUUGUUUCUUGUUUGGACCAACCACUGUAUAUAGAUAUAUAUCAUUGCAAAUUGGAAUUGUCU